GAUAACUAUAAAACAUUCCUCCACCAGCAUUCGUUAUUUUUUUUCAGGAAGACACCACAAAGAUGACAGAGAGCUUCAUCAAUGAUAUUAAACAGAUGUUCUCCAAGCAUGAGAAACGACAACACAUUCACCUUGAUACAGUAUAUUUCAUAAAUGGAAUUGAUGAACACGACGUUGAAAUACAACACAUGACAGAUCAGGUUGUCAUGUUUGCGAUGCAGCAAUCGUCCUGGGGCCAGAGAAGACCUAUGCAAUGGGUUCCGUUACAGUUACAAAUCUCCAACAUGAGAAUGAAGAAUAUAAACAUCAUUACAAAGAAAGACCUCCUAAAUGUCAACAAGCUGAAUGACGAUCUUGCUUUAGGAGAAGGUCAAUUGGAUGAUUUCCUAUUGGUCCAGCACUCUCUUGGUAAGCUGAUGUAUUACAACCGAAAUGGGUUAGACAAAUUCAUCAUUAUUCACCCUCCUGCAUUAGUAAACAUAUUGAGAUCAUUCGUUACAGAUGAGAGGUUCUUUCCAGCAGAGAAAGAUCUCAAAUCUAUACUGCAAACAUUGACCGACACCGGAAAAAUCGACAAAAAAGAUCUUUUGAAGCUUUGGCAACAAAAUCAUUUACAUGAAUAUAUGCCAGAUGAUUCCAUUAAAGAAUUUGUUUUAAAGCUCCUUAUACAUUUGGACAUUCUGAUUAUUCCAAAGGCGAAUACACAAACUUCUGUCUAUGAUGUUUACCUCGUACCAUGCAUGAUCAAAGUUUCUAAACCAUUUGGUUUUAAUUCCUUCGACAAUCAGAUACAACAAACGAUAUGUUUAAGGUAUUCAUUAUCUCUGCACUCUAUUCCUACUGCAUUGGCUUACAAAGUACUUGGCGCAGCACUCAAUGCUUGGCCAUUGAAAUAUAAAAAUCAAAAACCGUGUCUUUACCACAAGGCUGCAGUGUUGAAUGUGAACGAGGAAAAUGAAAUCAGAAUAUGUUUGGAAGAUAAUCGAGUUUUGAUAUCCUUGGCAAAUCAGCAAUCAUUACUUGAUAUAUCACCCGAUGUGGCAGCAAGCAUACAAGAAUGUCUAACAAAGAAUCUCGAGUCGUCCCUCUUAUUCUAUUAUAACAGCUUUGGCAGAAAAAUGAAGCAAACAAAUGUGUCAGAACUAUACACAAUAGAAUUAGGGAUUCCAUGCGACAGAUAUGUUUGCUUUAUAUCUUCGCAAGAAAGCUUGACAAAUGACAAAUGGAUAUGUGAUAAUGGGAAGGUACACGAAACAAGAUACUUACGAUAUUGGGUCUUCAACAAGAGCCAAAAGACAUGCGGACGUGAAUGUAAAGGUCUCGACGUAAAUGAACUGAAAACAGAACCAAGUGAUAAGCACCUUGUUAGGUUGGGAGGUCAGAUUGGAAUUCGGUCAUUUGAAGAAUUUUUUAUUAACUUGGGAAUGGAAAAGAACAAAUGGGAAAACACUGAAUAUAUGUAUGCUGGUCACAGUCCAGAGGGCAUCAUGUCGAUGGCACUGAACACAUGGAAACAUUCCAGGGAGAAUCCGUCUUUGAAAGACCUUUCCGAUGCCUUGAUAGCAGUGAAUCUGAAUGGCCACCUGAUAUGUCAGGUUUUCAGAGAAAAGACUAAGAUGUUUGAAAUUGCGGACUUCCAUCUGCAAGCCAUUCCAAGUGACCUUCAUUUGAAGGAACUGUCAAAUCAUAUUGGAAAUUGUCCACUGCAGUUGGGUAUAGAACUAGGAUUAAGCUUCACUGAUGUAGAGCAGAGUUUGUUCAAGUUUCAGAAAGAUUUACCUGGUUUGGUGGAAGACAUUUUGGGGAAGUGGAAGAGACAAUCCAAAGUCAAGACCAUACAUAGCUUAAUGAUGGCGCUUGAGCGAGUCAACUCAGGUGGAGUCAGAUAUUUACGUGACACAUCAAAGCUUUCAUAAUCAAAGUACUAAUAAAUGUAUGGUUUUAUAAAUAUUAUUAUGACGUCCAUUUUCACUGAACUAGUACACAUUUUUGUUAAGGGGGCCAGCUGAAGUCCGCCUCCGGGUGCUGGAUUUUCUGACUGUGUUGAAGACCCAUUGGUGGCCUUCAGUUGUUCUUAUUUACUCUUGGGUCGGGUUGUUGUCUCUUUGACAACUUCCCCAUUUCCAUUCUCUAUUUUAUCAUAAGUCUACUUUUGUGAUUUUCAAAAAUCAAUCAUUAUCUUUAAUUGUUUGCAAUGCGUUAAAACAUGUUAAAUGUGCUAUACAUUUUUUUCUCUUAAAAUAUCCAGCGUAUCUGAUAAUGGUUGGCUUAGAAUGACUUAUGUUCCUCUCUUAAAUUAAUGCAGCAGUGAGUUCAAUCCUAUGGAUACAAACAUAAAAUGUAAUGCUAUUGAAAAUAAAAGGCCUGAUGAUACAUGUCAUACUUAAAAAAGCUGUUCAUACAAAGAAAUUUCUAAAAGGGACACCAAUACAAUGUUCAGUUUUUAUUGACAACCAAUACAGCACGUUUGAUGAAAGUGUUUUCAAAGAAUAAAAAUCAACGAAUCUGACAUUAAACUCACAUUCAUAUAAAAAUAAGGAGAUGUAGUAUUAUUUCCAAUGAAACAACUGUCCACUUUUUAGCAGUGGAAUAUUUUUCUGCAUUUUACAUUUCUAACAUGAUGUUGUGAUAUCACUGUUCAGUAUGAAUGUGUUUUAUUUUAUUAUUUUAAAAUACAAUUUCUAUUACAAAGUAUUUCCCAUUCAGAAGAUUUUAAAAUGCUCCUACGAAUAAUGAAAUAAACCAGACAUAUAGUUGUAGUGUUGUUCCAUUUUUUAUUUACAUAAAAGCAAAGCUUUAAGACGUCGAUCUAUUCUUUCACACGUAAGGUACCGAUAUAUGUAAAAAUAGAAGUCGAUCUAUGUGAUACGAAACAAGAAGUAUCAUCGACAAUAACCAGACUGCUAGUCAAAAUGUCAAUUCUACGAUCAGAAUCAAUUUUCCCAAUGUUUUUUCUCUGUCAUUGACGACCAAGUUACUGAUGAAAUCCCUUUGACGUCCUUAUUCUCCAUCAUACACGCUAUUUAAGGCACGGAUACCAAGUUUCGACAUAUGAGAGUGUAUAAUAUCUGUUAACAGCUUUUGCAGAAAAGUAACAAAAAAAGGCCUCAUAAUUGAAAUCUGAUUUUUAAUUAUCAUUUAGAAAAAAUGAGACUGGCAAUAAAGUUGACUUAUUGACGAACAGCUUACAUUUUUCAGUUGUAUUUUUCCAAUUUGCAUCGCGUAACAUUUACUUUUUUUUUUAAAUGAGAUAUAACAAAGUCUCCAGAAAAGGUUAAGUAGCAGCUUCCUCAAUAUUUUUUGCAACUAUCAAUUUUCGCAGACGAGUGGGAAUUAUCACAAAAUGUUCUUAACCAUGAUAUAAUAGACAUUUUAACAUAAACCAUUCCAUUAAUACUAUUUAAUAACUUCUUAAUCAGUUUUCUUAGCUUUUUUUCAUCCUUUGUACCAUAUUGAAAUUUUAGUCGUGUAUGCCAUUAUCUUGUAUAAACAUUAAAUCCUUGAGAUUUUUUUUUUUCAAUUUUGGAAAAUUUGUCUCCAUAUAAUACAUAUUAAUAUAAUAAGCGGCUGAUCAAACGAAUGUUGGCGUAAACAUAAUACAUGUGCGAAUAAAAGGAUUUGUAGAAUAACUGUCAAUAAGACAGCGACGCUCGACAAAGAAUAUUUAAAGACUUCUAGAAGGCAACACACAUUCAUCAAUAAUAGAUAUAUGUCUAGAUCUAUCCAUUAUGUCAAGCUGUAAUCAUCCCAAGGAUACACAAAGAGUAAGUAAAUGAAACAGAUACAUUCAAAUAUCGGACAUCAACACCAAAGUUUACAAAAAAAAAAGACAUUGCUUAAGGCGACCGAUGACAAGUUUCCUUUCUUUAAACAGACACAUGUUUAUGCGGCAGGGUUUAUCUUGUUUUUAGAUCUUUCCAAACACUUCUAUCUUAAUAUUGAUAAGUAGACUAGAAACCUACCUAUCAAAACAGAAAAAAAACAGUUCAGACAACAUCUUAGCUCUCAAAUAAAAAAGUUCAUGAGAACAAACACACAAUGGUAAUAUUAUACCAUAUUUUAAAUCAGACACAUCUUCACUCCAAUAUCGCUAGCUUAUCUCGAUUCAAUAUCAAUAGAACAUUUCACACAGCUACGUAUUCAACAACAUAUGAAGACAAUAUAAUGUGGAAUGCCCAGAACAGACUAUAUACAUCAACAAAUUUAGAGUUGUUUGAAAUAUAAAGUAGCUCAGAAAUGGUUAAAAAAAAUAGCAGACGCAGUGAUUGGAUUAGACAAAAUAGUUGAUAUUUUCUCUGUAUGUUGAGUCAAUGAAAAAGAGUAGCAUCACAAAUAACAGACGUCAUAGCUUUAAAAACAAUGUUAUAAAAUGCUUGAUGAAAAAUACCGCUUGUUAUAAAAUUAAAGGUUCAAUUAUACUUCAACAGUUAUCUUUAUUUGUCAUAGCAUUUAGUAAAAGUGUUUACAUAUUCAGAAUAUGUAUAUAUCCUUGCUGUAGAAAAAUAAUAUAUAAAGUAUUUCUUUUGUUAUAAUCGGGGAAGUCACUUCAAUACUGAGUUAACCAACUAUACUACAUGUAUGCACGUUUCGUCAAUAAAGUGUAUCGACAAGUUGUAGCUCCAUUAUAAGCAUACCUGUUCCUUUUCUGUUUUGAAUCACAAUUUAUGGCCAAACUCAGUUUACCGUAUAAAGUCAAUUUAAUAAACAACACUUACGGUUAUCUUGAUGAUAUUUUUUCGUUACAUAAUCAAGAAAUCUCUAAAUAAACUGCUGGAAUUUACCCAAAGGAACUUACUUUAAAUAAAUCAAAUAUUAACAGCAAUAACUGUCCUUUCUUAGAUUUAGAUAUUUCAGUAUUACACCUGAAACUCUACACAAAAAUUUCCGACAAAAAAUGAUUUUUCUU
Messenger RNA from Mytilus californianus (California mussel), 4906 nucleotides. RefSeq lists its product as uncharacterized. The coding region runs from base 63 to 1916 and encodes 617 amino acids. The transcript has 5 exons. Lineage: Eukaryota; Metazoa; Mollusca; Bivalvia; Mytilida; Mytilidae. The record is from RefSeq and is a predicted model, not a curated record.